This is a messenger RNA of Suillus plorans, 687 nucleotides long. RefSeq lists its product as uncharacterized. The record is from RefSeq and is a predicted model, not a curated record. NCBI's taxonomy places the organism in Eukaryota, Fungi, Basidiomycota, Agaricomycetes, Boletales, Suillaceae. Bases 1 to 687 code for a protein of 228 amino acids. The transcript has 2 exons.
AUGCCCUACCAGGAUGCAUUGGCUCUCGGACUGGGUCCCCUCCAAGCUGAAGAAUUAAAACUUCGAAAGGGCCAAGCCAAUGACUACCUCGAAAAGCUUCAAAUGGCCCUUGGUCAUAAGGCCAUCAUCUAUCGUCAGUAUUUUCGAAGUGCUAAUUCUACAUGGGCUGGGACUAGGUCAAAGCAAGAAGCUCAACGCUGUCAGCUCAAAAUUGACAAGUGUGUAAGAAGCUAUCAGAGGGCAAGGUCAGCAAUGGAAGGUCUAGGCAUGGAUAAAGCCACCUUGGGGAGUCUUUAUCAGCCAAUAUCGCCUACAGAGCUCAGUAUAGACAAAAAGGUGACAGAAGAAAAUAGAUUUAGACAAGGGUCAGACAGGCUGGCUUGGUUUUGGAGGGGAAAUAAUGCAAGCCAAGGUCAAGACGAUGCCUGGAUAGAUGAAUUCUACAGGGUGAACUGGUUGAAGGCUAAGGCUAGAUGGAAUAGAUGGCAAGAGGAAUUAAGGCUGGUAAGACAUGAAAUGGGUUGGACCAUAAACUGGUUCAAGUACCACCAGAAUGAAUGGGAGAGAAGGGGUGGCCAAGCCACCAGACCUGGUCAUCAAGCCUAUGCUUAUCAGCAGGUCUUGAUGUGGGGAAGAUUUGUUGAGGAGGCAGAGAAAAAUUUCAAUGGAUGUCAAUUUAUACUUUGA